Molecule: messenger RNA, 1422 nt
Organism: Alnus glutinosa
Lineage: Eukaryota; Viridiplantae; Streptophyta; Magnoliopsida; Fagales; Betulaceae
Product: NAC domain-containing protein 92
Exons: 3
Coding region: 154-1095 (313 amino acids)
Biological process (GO): regulation of DNA-templated transcription
Molecular function (GO): DNA binding
Source: RefSeq, a predicted model, not a curated record
GCUUCUCCUUCAAGUGUGAGAGUUAUACAACAGUACAAAGUGAACACCAUUAAUACCUCGUCUCGGUGAUCCUAUCAAGCUUAUAUACUUUUAAGCAUAUCAUAUAUUUAUCGAUCGCGUAUUCUUAGCCACGAGAAAAUCUGAGUCGUAGAGAUGGAGGAAAGCCUCCCUCCUGGGUUCAGAUUCCAUCCCACUGAUGAAGAACUCAUUACGUAUUAUCUGACUCGCAAGGUUACAGAUGUUGGUUUCCAAACCAAAGCCAUGGCAGUUGUUGAUCUCAACAAGUGUGAACCUUGGGACCUCCCAGGCAAGGCUUCCAUGGGAGAAAAAGAAUGGUAUUUUUUCAGCUUGAGAGACCGAAAAUACCCAACAGGACUUCGGACCAAUCGAGCCACUGAAGCAGGCUAUUGGAAAACCACAGGGAAGGACAAGGAAAUAUUUCGCGCUGGAGUCCUUGUUGGUAUGAAGAAAACCCUAGUAUUUUACAAGGGAAGAGCUCCUAGGGGUGAGAAAAGCAACUGGGUUAUGCAUGAAUACAGGCUAGAAAGCAAUCAUCCUUUCAAAUCCACCAAGGAGGAAUGGGUAGUCUGUAGAAUCUUCCAAAAGAGCGCAGUGAAAAAACCACAACAGGCGCCAUCCUCGCAGCCAUGUCUUGAUCAUGAGUCUCCAUGUGACACAAACUCAAUAGCAAAUGAAUUCGGAGACAUUGAAUUACCAAAUUUAAACAGCAUUGCAAAUUCAUCCACCGGGUUCUGUAAUAUUAUAUCACCACAAGGUUACAACAGUGAUAUUAAUAACAAAGUUAACAUGAACAACAUGAACUUGAACAUGAAUUGGGGAGCUCCAUCACUCUCAUGGCCUUCUAGUUUGCUAAGCUCUGGUCUUUCAGUGAAUUCCCUACUUCUCAAGGCAUUACAGCUGAGAAGUUAUCAGCCAAGAGAAGCUACAAGUACAGACUACUCGUACAUGCCACAAGGGUUUUCUCAUUUUGGAAAUGAUUUAACGGCAAAUUUGCAACCAUCUUCCUCUAAAGUAUUAGAAUCUGCACAACAGCAACAGGCGGAGCAACCAUUCAAUAUGGACUCCAUUUGGUGAAGCAAUUACCUGAAGUAUGAGAACUAACUUCUUAUUAAACGUCUCUUCUGUGUAAACCAUAUGACUGGAAACUCUUACAUUGUUGUCACAAGAUAAUUAUGUGCAACCAAUAUACGUUGUACCUUUGUUCAGUUGGUUUUAUUAGAUGUUCAAGUAGGGAAACUUGCUCGUGGUUCUGUUUAUGUUCAAUUAAGUUGGUGUAGUUCAAUGUCAAGUAGGGGAAACUCCAGAGUCCUUUGUUGUUAAUUAUGUUCCACUUAGAACCGUCCUGUCUAUACCUCGCACUGUUGAUGAAUAAAUAUCUAAAAGGGAAAGCCUUUUUGGGCA